Molecule: messenger RNA, 2460 nt
Organism: Kuraishia capsulata CBS 1993
Lineage: Eukaryota; Fungi; Ascomycota; Pichiomycetes; Pichiales; Pichiaceae
Exons: 1
Coding region: 1-2460 (819 amino acids)
Cellular component (GO): mitochondrial inner membrane
Molecular function (GO): RNA binding
Source: RefSeq, a predicted model, not a curated record
AUGAAGUUGAACUCCGGGCUUAGGCUGCUUGGUUUGCACCCUGGCAUUUUAUUGGCAGGCAAUGGCAGACUCUCGAUUCGCUCGGCCAAUGGCACUUUGGCUCCCAGGCUUGCUGCAAGAAGGUUCUUACAUCAAGACGGAAUCAUAGAAGAAGAAGAUGUGGGAGAAGAUGAAGGUGUUGAAAGCACAGGUGUGAUUCAAAAGAAGAAUGAGGAGACUUUGCUGUUUUUUGACAAGCUACUGCCCGUGCGUACGUCCAAUUGGGAUUUGAGGCAAUAUUUCGUGAGGUUGUUUACCGCGACAAGUGAAGAAUCACUGAAGAAAAGAACUUUGGAAUUGGCUUGCGGUAAAGAUGGUGUUUUAUCCGACUUGGAAAUGACCAGUUUCACCCUGAUCAACAGAGAUGGUGGAGCAUUUGUGAAGUUUCGGGUCCCCGAGCAAUACACUCUUGCUGAGUUCAACAAGAAGAUCACCAGCAAUGUUGCCAGUCUUUCUGGAAACGGGCUGCUCCAUAUGCUCACCCAUAAUAGAUGCUUCCCGGUGAAAGGAAUUCCAUGGAUUGAAGAUCUUCGAAGGUUUGCUACUUCAAAGAUAAAGGUGUCAUUCAAUGGUCCCCAGCUCACCCAGGAGAACAUGUAUCUGUUGUUUCGUCGUUAUGGUAUAAUUGAGGAUAUCCAACCCCCUGCACCUGACUCAAAGGAAGUUCCGUUAUCAGCUUAUGUCACAUUUAGGCAGACAAGGUCUGCAAUUACUGCCAGGCAUUGUGUCACGGGUCUGACUGUUGAUGGUACCACAAUCCAUAUCCAGUACGAACCCCGCAAGGAGAGAGCCUCUUUAUCCAGCUAUAUCUCUGGACACCCCAGAAUAGCCAUUCCUGUGAUCAUCGGUAUUCUCGCUACUGUGGCUGUUCUGAUUUUUGACCCUAUCAGAAACUUCUUUAUCCGGGAGAAGAUCUCUCAGAAGUAUUCGUUGUCUAAAAACGGCUGGACAAAGCCGCUAUUCGACUUAUUUCAAUCAACUACAAACUCUAUGAAGAGCUUGAUCUGGCAACCAUUGGCAACUCAAGGUGCCAACGAGGUUUCAAUCACAGGCUUAUGGUCGGAGAGACUGGAAAAGGCAAAACAGAUGAAGAUUUGGCUUGAAGAGAACGUUGAUACGUUUAUCGUGCUUCAAGGACCUCGCGGUUCUGGUAAGAAGAGUAUGAUCGAUCAACAUGUGCUCAAUGGCCGUCCCAACACUUUGGUUAUCGAUUGCGAAAAGUUGAUCAAACCUCGAUCUGAGGGCAAGUUUUUGAAGACGUUUGCUCAGGAGAUUGGGUACUUUCCGAUAUUCUCAUGGUUGAACUCGGUAUCUUCUUUUGUGGAUUUAGCAGUGCAGGGUAUGACAGGCCAAAAGUCUGGACUAAGUGAAAGCAAAGAGUCUCAAGUCAAGAACAUUCUUAACGUUGCGGCCAAUGCAGUCAGAGAUAUAGCCUUGGAGGAUUAUGGCAAACUGGAUUGUGGAGGAGACGAUGCGAACCACCCACUAGUCAAGGAGGAUGACUAUUUAAGGCAGAACCCCAAUGUCAAACCAGUGAUAGUUAUCGACAGGUUCCAGUCUUCGAGACGGUCCCACGACCCUAAUUCGUUCAUUUACAGAGAGAUCUCAGAAUGGGCUGCAAAUCUCAUAUCCAUGAACGUUGCCCACGUUAUCUUCAUCACUGACGAUGUAGGCAGUCUUCAAACUUUGUCGGAUGCUCUUCCAUCACAAGUCUUCAAAAGGUGCGUUUUGGCAGACGCUUCAGAGAGCUCUGCUAUUCAGUACGUUUCAAACCAAAUUGGUGGGGAUGUCACUACGAGCUACGAGAAAGACUUGACCGAAGCGAUUGCUCCAUUUGGUGGACGUAUGCUUGAUCUGCAAAUGUUUGUCAGGAGGUUGAAGAGUGGUGAACAGCCCAAGGAGGCUCUGGCUGGAAUGGUGGAUCAAACUGCCGAGCAAUUGUCGCAAGUAUUCACGGCGAAGAAGGACAGUUAUGUGUGGAACUCUUCUCAAGCUUGGUUCCUAAUCAAGAUUCUGGCCUCUGAAAAGUCGAUUCCGUGGGACAAAAUUGCACUCCACCCACUUUUCAAGGCGAAUCCAUACGAGAUCCUCAAUUCGAUGGAAAAAGACGAGUUAAUCUCCAUUGUCAGAGAGACUGGUCUCGUGAAAGAGAUCAAACCUGCCAAGCCCAUCUACAGGGAAAGUUUUAAGAGUAUGGUGGAAAAUAAAAGGGUAUUCUCCAAUCUCGAAACGGAUUAUCUGACUUCUCUCAUCAAUGCUGAGACUUCAAAGAUUGCAAAGUUUGAAGCUGAGCUUGAGAAAUUUAAGGAUGUCGAGCCAAAACUUUUCAAGAAGCGACUGCAAUACCUUGGUGAUAAGAUUGAAGCCAGCACCACCAUUAUCCAAAAUUGCGAAGGGCAGAUAAAGGCUCUGUCUAAGUAA